Molecule: messenger RNA, 2950 nt
Organism: Mercenaria mercenaria
Lineage: Eukaryota; Metazoa; Mollusca; Bivalvia; Venerida; Veneridae
Exons: 8
Coding region: 153-1280 (375 amino acids)
Source: RefSeq, a predicted model, not a curated record
UUAAGUCUGAAAUGUUACUAUAUUUACUUUGCAAUCCGGAAGUACAUUAUCUAGGGGGAAAUACCCCCUCACUAUUUGGAUAAUUGGAAAAACAGAAAUGUAGGACAGUGUGAAAUUUAGGUAAAUUAAGUCAGCAAAAAGAACAGGUCAUAAUGUCGUCUGCUCAAGUGCACGUGCUGACCUUCCUAUCAAAGACUCACCUUGAGAAAGGUCGUUAUGCUGUAAGUGUUGAAGUUACGCAGAAAAAGAAAUCCGAAAGUGUGAAAAAGAAAAGAAAAUCAGAGGAACAGGGAUACAUGGAACUAGAAUGUGUGGUUGGUAGCUGUUCUCCAGAAUUUGAACUGCCUUUAAAGAAUAAGAAGUGUGACAUCCAGUUUACAGUUUUCGGUGCUCUAAAACCACAGUCCGAACUAGAAAAGGGAGAAGACAUCAUCGAAUACAACGAGUCGCUGGGUGAAUGCAGACGACUACUCACGCUGGUUCCCACGUACGACGAGGCUGCUGAUGGAAAUGCCACUAUAAAGUUCAAGGUCGAUGGUAAAGUGAAACACACAGUCACCAUACACGACGUGCCGGCUACCAGGAGUUUAAGCACUAGCACGUCAAGCAGUUCUAGCUCGUUUGUAGAUGUUAGGGGUGCGGAAAGGCAAACAAGUGUGAGAAGUAACGCCAGCUCGAGUUUUAGGAGUAAUGCAAGCUCGCAGUCUUUUAGCAGUAUGGAACAGAGCUUGCCGGGCGCAAACGACACCAUAAAUGAAGGAUCUGCAAGGGAACAUUAUGCCUCGGCAUCUGGUGAAGGCCAUUGGAAGGACGAUAAUCCGGAAGCAGUACCCAUGCCACCAAGGUCACUCGAUCAAAGAAUUGGUGACAUAGCGAUUAGGGAUCGUGGACCGGAUGUAGUUCCUGCGAACGACCCUGACCCCAAUGAAACAGCAUACGACAAGUUGCUAUGCAACGAGUCAUUGAGUACAUUAUCCUGGGCUCUAUCCCCGGCCGAUGCAAACAGAUUACUUAUCGGACUGGGCGUUCCCAAUCAGGUUCAUGCACAUAACCAGAAGAAUCACGCUGGGGACGUCGUGUCAGGGAACUACGAAUCAUUCCGUUACUGGAGAAGUCAGAAAAAGUCCAGACGACAGCAACACGAAGCCAGUAAUCAGCAAAUGUAUGAGGAUCUAAUUUUGGAACUUGAUGACAUUGGCAGAAAAGACCUUAAAAUUGUUGUGAAAAGAGCACUCGAGGAGAACAAAAAACUGGAAAAGAAUGAUUUCAAACAUCUUUGAUGUGUUAAUUCUUCCUGACUGACCUGCUGACGAGCGGCGACUACUGAAUUAGCGUUGUACGUCUUAAAAGUCUUAUUUCUCAGAUAUUGUUGCCGCAUUUUUAUUGUGGAUAUGUAUUUACUGCAAUGCUUGAAUAGUUUGUUCACGUUCUUUUCAGGUAUUAUUUUAUUAUAUCUACAUAAAUUCUGUCAAAAAUACGGCGUGUAUUUCACAAGUAAAUAUGAAAAGGAAGAAAAAAAUCCGUAUUGUACCUUUUGUAUUGUAUGUUGCCGGACUACUUUCGUUUGAUAUGCAUGACGUGACACAGUACAUAAAACUUCACAUAGUAACAAAACAACAAACAAAAUGGUGGAGGUACAUAAUAAAAGGAUCAUUAUAACAGUAGCUUGAUCUAGGAUUUUGAAUUCGGCUCUCGUGGAUUUUGCAAGGUCGGAUCACACUCGGCGCUUGCGCGUCUCAUGAGGUCCGAUCUGGCAAGAAUACAGCAUCCCCUAUUGUGCUACUGUUUUAAUAACCCUAUUAUUAUCCACAAUACUAGGCAACGGCUUAUUUUUCUAUUGUUUCUAUAUAUUCUAUAGUUUCUAACUAUUCUAUUACUUGACAAUAUCAUAUUAACUCGCCUAUGAAUUAACUUUUUUAUAUGUCUGAAACCAAGUUCAAAUCUUUUAGUAUGAAAAUAAUAGCUUACGACCAUUAUUUAUUUGUUUUAGUCGAGGCUUUUUUGGGACGGCAUGAAAUUUAAAUUAACAUGCAGAAAUGCAAAAUUACUACAUAUAAUUAAUGAAAAAAAAAUGCAAAUGCUUUACAUAUCUACGCUCCGGUGGUAAAGUAACAAAACAUUAACUGUAAAGAUUUAUUAAACACGAAUUUUUAGUUCGAUGGUGUCAUUAGAAUCGUGGUCAUUUACCAUACACAUUAUUUUAUAGACAAUGUCAGGUCAAAAUAAUUCUAAGUUUUGUUUUCACCAUUUGUUCAUGUGUACAACAACGCCUAACCCUUUGGGUAUACUGCGUUGGUGGUCAUCCAGAUUUAUGACUUUUUCAUGUGAGAAAAAUAUUAUUUUCACGCCCAACGCUCUGUUAGUAUAAAAAUUGUAUUCCACAGAGUAUAUGAUAUGAGCCGUGCCAUGGGAAAACCAACAUAGUGCCAUUGCGACCAGCAUGGAUCCAGACCAGCCUGCACAUCCGCGCAGUCUGGUCAGGAUCCAUGCUGUUCGCUUUCAAAGCCUAUUGGAAUUAGAGAAACUGUUAGCGAACAGCAUGGAUCCUGACGGUCUGAUUCCAUGCUGGUCGCAAACGCACUAUGUUGGUUAUCUCAUGGCGCGGCUCAUAUGUACAUUUAUGAAUAUGAAAUUUAUUAUGUACUCUAGCUUUAAUAUACAUUUAUGCUUGUAACAUUUUCAAACUAACUAGUUACAAAGUAAGCACACAAAGAAAUACAGUUUUCAUCAAGAAAAUAAACAUUUACAUCAUUCGGUGAUAUAUUACCCAUGUACUUGCUGGAGAUAUGUGUAUCUGAGAUUAUCUUAGAACUUAUACAGCACUUCCUUAUAUAAAGACCAUAAAUCAAAAAGAUGUUCUUUGUAAGAACAAAUUGGGAUUUAUAUAUUGUAUUGUUUUCUUUAUGUAUGUAAAAAGAUAUUUGUACAUGUAUAAUAAAAUAUAAUCAUA